AUGGUCUUUGGUGGUAACAGGGACCUUGGAACUCCACAGAAUUGUGGCAAUAAAGAGGGCACCUGCAAGCAGGAUCACCACUUCAGACUGUGGUCGAGGUUAUCAAAAUUGAGAGAGUACAGGUUUUUAAGAUUAUCAAAAUUGAGAGUACAGGAUUUUAAGGCAAAUCAACUUGAUACCGGAAGUCAAGUUGGUGCAGAACAUUUACAAAAUAUCAGAGUCUGCACAGAAGAAACGAAGUAAACCAUCGCUGUAAAAUUCUUUAGUAACAUGGAGAGUUCCGAAGAGAUUGCUAAGGAAGUCGUCAUUGGGAAGGAUGGGCCUUCUACACAGCCAUUAUUGCUCCCGGAGGAAAUUGAGAAAGAGAACCAAAGGCUCCAAGGACACAGUGCUUGUGCCCCUUGCUCUGUGUGUCCAGAUGCUGCUCAGAGCAGAAGUGCAGGUGUUGGGGGCAGCACAAAUGACCUCACAGGAGAUUCCACUUCCAAGAACACACAGAGUCACACAGAGCAAAAUAUGGAAGAAAAUGUUUCCCAGUUUCCAUUUACAGACUCUAAACCAUAUACCUCAAACGCGGAACAGAAACAUGAAAUGUGGGGCUCAGACGAGGACAGUGGUGAUACGGAACUUGAGAACGAAGGCUUCUCACUGACUUUUGCCUCUUCCAGUCCUAAAGACAGCUUCCUUUCAACGGGAGAGACAGACGACCAGACAGGCCCAGCUUUUCCCGACAGUGUCUUGCGACAGCAAGCUGAACCCUCACUUCCCAGUAAUGUGCAAGCUGCCUGUGAGAAACCUUCUGGCCAACACAGCUCCACUCAGCCUAAGCCACAUUAUUCCCAGCAUUCUCCACCGCUGCCAAUGCCCCAGUUCUUACCUUCAGAUUCUGAUGCAGGAUUCACAGGAGCCUCUGAUCAUAGUGAUUCUGUCGUUACGGGGGUUCAGAGAUUUAGAGCGAUGCUGAAAUUACCAUACAAGCUGGAAUUAAAAAAUGAACCCGGCAGAACAGAUUUAAAGCAUAUUAUUAUAGAUGGAUGUAAUGUCGCAUUUAACCAUGGUCUGAAAAAGUUCCUUAGUUGCCGUGGAAUAGCAAUUGCCGUUGAAUAUUUUUGGGAGCUUGGCCAUAGAGACAUCACUGUGUUUGUGCCGCAGUCGUUAACAUGGCCCAGUCCUGUUGCCACAGAACAGCACUUCUUGACCCAGCUCCAGGAGAUUGGAAUAGUAUGUUUAACUCCUUCCAGGACAGUCUUUGGAGAACGAAUUUAUUCUCGUGUUGACAGGUUCUUACUACACUUAGCAGAGAAGACUGGGGGUGUCAUUGUAAGCAAUGAUAACUUCAGAGAGUUUGUGAAUGAGUCAGUGUCCUGGGGAGAAAUUGUUGCCAAAAGAUUGCUUCAGUACACGUUCGUGGGGAACAUAUUUAUGGUUCCCGACGACCCUCUGGGAAGAAACGGGCUUCGGAUAAAAGAAUUCCUUAGAAAGGAGGGCUUUCGAGACAUGCAGCCUCUACUCAGGGCCCUGCCAAAUGUGAACAUGUUCGCCCGGAAUCAAAACACCCAAAUAGCCAUCGCCAGGUACCAGCCUACAUAUCAAAACCAGGGAACCUCUUUACGCCCUUGGCUUCCUCAGCAGCCCCGCUUCACAACCCUGACCACCGUUCCUGGUAUACAUCAGAACCAUCUCAUGCCAGAACAGAGAUCUUCUGCAGAGACCAGUGAGCUGAGGGAGACCCUGCUGAAGAUUUUCCCUGACUCUGAGCAAAAUCUGAAGACUUACGAGAUCCUGGCAGCUCAGCCAUACCUGAAGGACCUGAUCGUGCUUUCUGACCUGGUGUUGAACUAAGGCUGGGCUGAGAGCCCAAGGCUGAUGCGGAGUUGCCAACUGCUGACAACCGUAGUGGGAAGAAGCCUUCCAGAGUGAACGGGGCUGCUCUGGAUUUCCUAAGAAAAGGAAGAGAUGUGUUUUAUUUUUACACAAAUCUGGAGUUUCGAAGCCAUCUUUAUUUCUAUGUAUAAAAUUUGCUGCUAAUACAGAUUUAACCUUUUGUGUAAAAGGAAAGCACAUUUUCUGCCUUUUCAGAACUGUGUAUUAGCUGUUCCUCUUGAGUGUACUUUCAACUUUGUUUUUAAAACUUUCCUUAGAGCUGAAGUAAAUUGAUAAGUGAAUAAAUUUUGUCUUUUCUAAAUGAAAUCAAAUAAACAGUGUGUCACCACUCAACUUUGUGCUCUCCCUAAAAACAAUAUGGGUCAUAGAGGGUUCUGCUCCAUAUUGCCAUUCAAAAGCCCAGAUUCACAGGUUAUCAUUGCUUAUCAUACAAAAUGUAAGAGCCAAAACUAGAA
Molecule: messenger RNA, 2339 nt
Organism: Chionomys nivalis (European snow vole)
Lineage: Eukaryota; Metazoa; Chordata; Mammalia; Rodentia; Cricetidae
Product: NEDD4-binding protein 1-like
Biological process (GO): negative regulation of protein ubiquitination; negative regulation of proteasomal ubiquitin-dependent protein catabolic process
Cellular component (GO): PML body; nucleus
Source: RefSeq, a predicted model, not a curated record